Molecule: messenger RNA, 347 nt
Organism: Theobroma cacao (cacao)
Lineage: Eukaryota; Viridiplantae; Streptophyta; Magnoliopsida; Malvales; Malvaceae
Source: RefSeq, a predicted model, not a curated record
UUCAAUUGUUAUCAAAUGCGUGCUCAUGUUGUCCAGAUGUUCCCAAAUGAUGUUUACUUUGGCGAUAUUAUUGGUGCUGCAAAGUCUUUCAGUUCCGGCCAACCUUUGCUGAGCAGUUUGCAACAAUUGUCGUAUACACAUUUAUGUAAAGCCUACUGUGUAGUAGCAGUUGAAUCUGCUGGCAGGCAAGUUCCAAUUGCAUUUCUGGAACGAGUCAAGGAAGACUUCAACAAGAGAUAUGGUGGAGGAAAGCUGCAACUGCUACCGCAAAUAGCCAGAAUAAAGAAUCUGGGUCCAAAUUGAAGGAGCAUAUGCAGCAUUGUGUGGACCAUCCUGAAGAGAUCAGC